AUGGCGCACUCCCUCAAAGGCCCCUCCCCCCAGGAACACGAUGGCAGCAGCCUGCGCAUCGGCAUCGUGCACGCGCGCUGGAACACCACCAUCAUCGAGCCACUAGUCAAGGGCACCAAGGAGAAGCUCCUGGGCUGCGGCGUCAAAGAAUCCAAUAUCGUCGUGCAGUCGGUACCGGGGUCGUGGGAGCUGCCCAUCGCCGUCCAGCGCAUGUACGCUGCCUCUCAAAUCCAGCAAUCCAGCAGCGGUAGCGCCUCAGCCGGCGACCUGCUCGGCGGCUCGACAACAGACCUAGCCUCGACAGCAGCGACGGCAACUGCGACGCAGCCUUUUGACGCUAUCAUCGCCAUCGGCGUGCUGAUCAAGGGCGAGACCAUGCACUUCGAGUAUAUUGCUGACUCGGUAUCGCACGGCCUAAUGCGCGUCGGCUUGGAUCUGGGCAUCCCCGUCAUCUUUGGUGUUCUAACCGUCCUCGACGACGCCCAGGCCCAGGCCCGCGCGGGCCUUACCUCCGGCAGCCACAACCACGGCGAGGACUGGGGCCUCGCUGCUGUUGAGCUCGGCGUCAAGCGCAGCGCUUGGGCUAGGGGUAAGCUUGAGUAG
Molecule: messenger RNA, 603 nt
Organism: Daldinia childiae
Lineage: Eukaryota; Fungi; Ascomycota; Sordariomycetes; Xylariales; Hypoxylaceae
Product: 6,7-dimethyl-8-ribityllumazine synthase
Exons: 2
Coding region: 1-603 (200 amino acids)
Biological process (GO): riboflavin biosynthetic process
Cellular component (GO): riboflavin synthase complex; intracellular anatomical structure; mitochondrial intermembrane space
Molecular function (GO): 6,7-dimethyl-8-ribityllumazine synthase activity
Source: RefSeq, a predicted model, not a curated record